AUGGGAAGUGUGAAGGCCCUGAAGGCAUCGCGUCCUUUUCACUCGCUCUCGGCGAGCCUUCCAUGUGCUGCCUUCCUCAAUGUGCAAGUGCUUAAGACCGCGGAAAACGGAGACCGGCAAUGGCAUAGUACCAAGCUCAUGCAUGCAACGAGCUGUUGUGGAACAGACUUCGAACCAACAACCCAUUGCAAUCGCGAGGUCGUUCUCUCCACAGCCUCGAGAGCGCACCCCGGAGAAGGAGAUCACUCUGGCCAUGGAAGCGCGACGGGCGACAUCGCUGACACGCCGAGCCGAGAUCUCCUUCUCCGGUGA
Molecule: messenger RNA, 312 nt
Organism: Effrenium voratum
Lineage: Eukaryota; Dinophyceae; Suessiales; Symbiodiniaceae
Source: the annotation of a GenBank genome assembly